This is a messenger RNA of Monascus purpureus, 2139 nucleotides long. NCBI's taxonomy places the organism in Eukaryota, Fungi, Ascomycota, Eurotiomycetes, Eurotiales, Aspergillaceae. The record is from the annotation of a GenBank genome assembly.
CAGCGUCUCUUCUCGCUCUCCCUCCCCUCUCCCUUCCCCCCGCUCAAUUUCUCUCAAGCCUUUUUUGGCUUCUACUGCUUCAUCUCCUCAAUUCUUUCCUUCACCACAUGCGAUGAUGCUGUCGCGAUCUACUUUCGGUAGAAAUGCGCCUCGUGCGCUGCAGACUGUUGCCAGCCGUCGGGCAAUGGCCUCUGCUGCUUCGGGUUUCCAGUACGACAUUUCCGAAUCCGCUGGCGUGAAGGUUGCCAACAGACAGGGUGCAGGCCCUACAAGCACUCUGGCUGUGGUAGCGAAGGCCGGAACCCGUUUCCAGCCCCUUCCUGGUUUCUCCGACGCCCUCGCACAAUUCGCCUUCAAGUCCACGCUUAAACGGUCGGCGUUGCGGAUCACUCGGGAGGUAGAACUGCUGGGCGGUGAGCUUUCCUCGAAGAACUCGCGCGAAAACAUCGUUCUCAAGGCCAAAUUCCUUUCGAAUGAUCUCCCGUACUUUGCAGAGCUGCUCGCAGAGGUUGCCUCUCAGACGAAGUUCCCAGCCCACGAACUCAAGGAACAUGUGGCGGCGCUUCUUCAUUUCAAGCAGAAGUCUAUUGCUGCUCACCCCGAGGUCUUGGCCGUUGAAGCCGCCCACGGUGUCGCUUUCCAUCGUGGUCUGGGUGAAAACAUCACCGAAGUUCCUUUCGAAAAAUACGUGAAUGUGGAGGCCCUUGCGGAGUUUGCGAAGGAGGCCUACUCUAAGCCCAAUGUUGCUGUCGUUUCCAGCGGUGCCGACUCCGCUGAACUGUCCAAGUGGGUUGGCGAGUUCUUCAAAGAGCUCCCCAGCGGAAGCACCAUUCAGAGUGAGGCCUCCAAGUACUACGGUGGUGAGACCCGCAUUUCUUCCAAGACCGGCAACGCUGUCGUAGUUGGGUUCCCUGGCUCCAGCACAUUCGGAACCCCUGGUUAUAAGCCGGAGGUUGCAGUUCUCGCUUCUCUUCUCGGCGGUGAAUCCACCAUCAAGUGGACUCCUGGCUUCUCUCUCCUGGCCAAGGCCACCGAGGGCUUCUCUGGUGUUCAUGCUUCCACCAAGAACAACGCAUACUCUGAUGCUGGCCUCCUGACCAUUACUGUUUCCGGAGCGACCAGUCAAAUCGGUGAGGUCAGCAAGAGUGUGGUUGAAGCCAUCAAGAAGGUUGCUGCUGGAGAGGUUCCUAGUGAAGAGGUCAAGAAGGCUCUUGCCCUGGCCAAGUUCCGUGCCCUCGAGUCGGUUGAGAACAUCGAAACGGGUUUGGAGGCCACUGGCUCUGCCCUCCUCACCGGCGGCAAACCAUACCACGUCGGUGAAAUCGCCCAGGCAAUUGACAGCGUUACCGCAGAGAAGGUCCAGGAAACCGCCAAGUCCCUCCUCUCCGGAAAAGCCUCCGUCGCCAGCGUUGGAGACCUCCACAGCCUGCCCUUCGCCGAGGAACUUGGUCUGACCGUGUAAGCAAAGAUCUAUACCUUAACCUACCUACCUGACUUGCCUGGAAAGGAAAGGAAAGAAAUGAAGGGAAGUCUGCUCCCACAUUUGUCUAGACAUUUAUCUUCCGUUGAUACUUGUAUUUUCUUUCUUUUCUUCCCUUUCUUUGCGUGAUGCCGCUGUAGCUAUAGCCUCGAGCGUAAUGCAAAAUUCUGUACCUUAUUUCCAAUAUGCUUUUCUUUCGUCUUGCUUUCUUAUUUUUCCUUUACAACCAGGAGCAUAUAAGCUGCGACUCUCCUCUUUUGUAUCCCCCUUGCCUUAAUGAGGGCACUCAAGAGUCUACUCAAUGAUCAGACAUGUUACUGAAUUACAUCCAAAAGCUUGGAGGAAGAAAGUUUAAACGUGGAGGUUCCCGAAAGAUAGUAUACCUUCCCAUCCGGCUACGGUUUACAGUGCUUAUCUUAAGCUCUUUACUUCCUGCAUAAACAUAUAAGCAUGGUAAGCAACGACUGUAAGCCUGGAUAAUCCAAAGAUCACAUGAUGGAUCCCUCAUCUCAGAACAGAAGGCAACAACACUAUUUUCACAUCUAUUAUUAUUACUCUGUACCAGAUACACUACAUAUUACCCACGGCUACAAUUAGAGUCAAAUAUGAAAAGCCUCUGGAAUCGAUAUCCAUAAUCAAAACACGGGUUGCUUUCACAU